Prorocentrum cordatum is the source of this 613-nucleotide messenger RNA. The record is from the annotation of a GenBank genome assembly. NCBI's taxonomy places the organism in Eukaryota, Dinophyceae, Prorocentrales, Prorocentraceae.
GAGGCGAGCGCGCUCCUGGACGAGCUGGCCUUCGUGGCGAGGCGGCACCGCGAGCGGGUGUUGCCAGGGUACCCCGAGAAUCAAGAGUGGUCUCCCGAGCAGCACCAGGUGGCCGCUUACUUGGCAAGCCUGGAGACAGUGGAGCAGGCGAAGAAAAGGGCAGAGGAGCAGCAACGCGAGGGUGCAGAGCAGGCCACGAGAGAGGCCGAGGCCAGGGCGAAGGAGGAGGCGGAGGAAGCCGAGAAGACUGAAGCUGAGGCCAGACAGCAGAAGGAGGCAGAGGAUAUGGCCAAGAGCGAGGCCGAUGCCAAAGCGCAGAAGGCCUGUGCCAGAGCGCCGAAGACCGGGCCGCUCGCGGCCGCGCGCGCGCUCGUCUUCCCUGGCAGGAGCUCCGGGGCGGCGGUGGAGAGGGUGCCGCAGGAGGCGGCCGAGCAGGAGGCGGACGACGGGGCCGGGAGAGGGGCCGGGGCCGGGGCGGAGGCGGCGGCGGAGAAGGCCGCGAAGGAGGAGGAGGCCGAGGCCGGGCGGCGGGGGGGAGCCGAGGAGCAGGCCGCGGGGCAGGCCGAGGCGCCCGCGGCGGCGCAGGGGGAGCCCGAGGCGGAGGCGGCGCGGG